This is a messenger RNA of Triticum aestivum (bread wheat), 1331 nucleotides long. RefSeq lists its product as uncharacterized. Bases 192 to 734 code for a protein of 180 amino acids. Gene Ontology annotation, biological process: defense response to other organism. NCBI's taxonomy places the organism in Eukaryota, Viridiplantae, Streptophyta, Magnoliopsida, Poales, Poaceae. Gene Ontology annotation, cellular component: plasma membrane. The record is from RefSeq and is a predicted model, not a curated record. The transcript has a single exon.
GCAUGGAGCAUCGUUUGAUUUGGUUUCCUCUGCUCAGAAGACCCACCCCUCGGCACAAGUCUUCGGGCCCAGCUCCCCGCCACCUCGCCCCGCCGUGCGCGCUCCAGCUCCACUCUCCUAGCUGAGCCACCCCUCCCAGUCUCCAUUCGCCGUCGGGAAGGGGAGAGAUCCGCGGAGCAGCUGAGCCAGCCAUGGUCUUCUGGCAGAAGCGCGGGUGGGGCUGCGGGUGCACCUGGACCAAGGUUGCCCUCUGGUUGGCGUUCCUGCUCCUCGCCGGGGGCCUCAUCGUCCCCUUCGUCGUCAUCAAGCCGCCGACCGCCACCGCCGACUACGGCUUCCUCACCCGCUUCGAGCUCUCCCCGUCCCCAAACUCCACGGCGAAGAAGCCGCUCCUCCAGCUCCUGUCGUACAACGCCAUGGUGCACAUUGCCCUGCCCAACCCCAACCUGUACCGGGGCAUCACGUGUCGCGCCCUCGCGGCCCUCUCCUUCAACGGCACCCGCUUCGACGAGUCCAGUGCCGUGGGGGUGGAGGACCUCUACCUCGACGCACAGGAGGAGAAAACGGUACGCCUCGAGGUCGCCGGGGUCGACCGCAAGCUGACGGCGGCCGGUGCGGCGGAGUUCGCCAGGCAGAAGGAGGCCGGCACGUUCGAGGUGGAGGUGCGGCUGGACGCGGUGGUGCGGUACGACAUGGCCCGCAAGACGUGGUGUCCCCUGGAUAUUAAGGCCUAGUUUGGUAGCAAGGCCAACAAAACCAGGGCAGCAUACCCCAGUCGAGGGAUUUUCUCCGGGCAGAUGAGAUCCCCUUCCAUCACCCGGGAGAUUUCCCUAAUCAGUGUUACCUCAUUUGGUGGCUAGAGGAUGGGGCGCCACGCUCCAGAUCGCUAGGUGGAAGUCGAUCGUGGGAGAGAGAGCGGAGGCGUGGGUUUCCUGCCAGAUCUCUGGAGUCGUGGAUUGAUCUCCCUGGGAAACAAGGUGGAUCGGGCCAGAAAAUCCCCAGGCGAUGAGCAACCAAAUGACCCGUUGGUUUUUCAGGGGCUGAUUCGUCACGUGGGUCAUGAGCCCUAGAUUUUAUAGGGGAUACCGGGGGAUCCCGCAUAACCAAAUGAGGCCUAAGGUGGCAAUAUUCCCCGUGGGGACGGUACCCACGGGGCUUUACCCAUCAUGAAGCGGGGAUGGGGGACAAAUUCACCCCAUGGGUAUUUUCUGAUGGGUACCCGUUAGUCUCGCGGGGCGGGGACGGGGAUAAAAUUUCCUCCAUGGGGACUCCAUGGAUACCCGAAAAACUAUGCCAUGCGUACUACAAAUGCACAAUAUAUAAAUUAUUAU